This is a messenger RNA of Fraxinus pennsylvanica, 1380 nucleotides long. NCBI's taxonomy places the organism in Eukaryota, Viridiplantae, Streptophyta, Magnoliopsida, Lamiales, Oleaceae. The record is from the annotation of a GenBank genome assembly.
AUGGAAUCACGUAGUCAGGGAAUGGAAUUUGCAGGUAAGUCUAAAUCAUUUAAUCAACCUUCAAAUAUUUCGGAAAUUGUUAGUAAAUUUGCGAAAGUAUGCAAGCUUAGAUCCGUUGGUGUUUUUAAUACAUCUGAAAGCCAGUACCAUAGUCAUAAUCACCAGCAAUUUUUCCACAAUACUGCACAAUCAUUAGCUGAAGAGAGCAGCAGGGAUGCCACUGAAGAGGCUGAGUUUGAUGCCGAGAAAAUCCAUUCGCAAUCUGCCGAGACACGAAAAGAAGGGAAUAAGUGUGGGCAUAUGGAGAUCUUGAAAUUGUUUAGCACACUUUCAGCUUUGAAAUUAGCAUAUGUUAAGCUCCAAGAAGCUCACAUCCCUUAUAAUCCUGGAAAGAUUAGAGCUGCUGAUGAGAACGUUGUGUCUGAGCUUGAAUCACUGUGCAAGAUUAAGAGGGCUUACAAGGAGAAGCUAUUGAAGGAAUCGAAUACAUUACCUGCUUGCUCAGCUCUUUUGCUUGCUGAAACUCAGGUUGAAGAGAAGGUUUUGGAGAAGUUGAAGUAUAAAUUGAAGGAUAAAGACAAUGAGGUGGUUGAUUUGCAGCAACAACUACGGGCCAUAGUGACGAGGAACAAAGAGUUGACUGAAGGGAUACUGGAACAAGAAAAGAAGAGAAUUAAGGCUUUUACACACUCUUCUUUUGAGGACGUUGUCAAGGCAGCUGGAAAGGCUAUUCAUGAUUUUGCCAAGCCUUUAAUUGCCUUAAUGAAAGUUUCUGAUUGGGAUCUAGACCAGGCUGCAAAUGCAAUAGAAAAUUCUGUUGUGUACGCCAAGAGAUCCCAUAAAAAGUAUGCAUUUGAAGCUUAUGUCGUCCGGAGAAUGUUUCAUGGGUUUCAGCCUCAACUCUACAAUGCAGAUAAUAUUUUGAAAUCGGGUGAUCCAAUUGAUGCUUUGAUUGAAGAUCCACAAUCUAGUUUUGCCAAGUUUUGCAGAACAAAAUAUCUACUAGUAGUUCGUCCCGAGAUGGAAAUAUCAUUUUUCGGCAACUUGGACCAUAGGACUUUUGUGGCUAAUGGGAUGCAUCCACAUACUCCUUUUUAUCGUGCAUUUGUCAAAAUGGCAAGAUGGGUUUGGUUUUUGCUGGGAUUUACAGCUUCUAUUGAGCCUAAAGUUGAAAUGUUCGGAGUUAAGCAGGGAAGUGAAUUCUCGGAUGUUUACAUGGAAUUUAUAGAGGAGCUGAAGGAAUACAAAGCUUUGUUGGAUAAAGGUCAUGGAAGCUACAAAGUUGAGUUCAUGGUCAUGCCUGGUUUUAAAAUAGGGGAGAGUUUAAUCAGGUCUCAAGUCUAUGUCUCGAAAACGGGAUUGUCAAAUGAAACAUUCUAG